This is a messenger RNA of Naegleria gruberi, 842 nucleotides long. RefSeq lists its product as uncharacterized. Gene Ontology annotation, cellular component: membrane. Gene Ontology annotation, biological process: polysaccharide biosynthetic process. NCBI's taxonomy places the organism in Eukaryota, Heterolobosea, Eutetramitea, Acrasida, Naegleriidae. The coding region runs from base 5 to 778 and encodes 257 amino acids. The record is from RefSeq and is a predicted model, not a curated record. The transcript has a single exon.
AAAAAUGUUACAACCACCAACCCUCCGAACCAAUGUUUCCUCUCUAUUGCAAACGAAUAGCAAUGCUAGUGGGGGUGGUAUAAAUAAUGUGAUUGGUAGCAGUAGUAGCAGUGUGGUGGGUUCUCUUCCUCCUUCAAAGGAUUCAAGUGUUGUAACUUCACCUCAAGAUUUGGAAGAUUUGAUUCAUCAUCACCGAAGUGAAUCACCUUCAUCACCAAUACAUCAUCAGAGUGAUGCAUUAUUGUCAUCUUCAAUAGUGGAAAUUAAAGACACUUCACAAAGCCUUCAGGAAGUAACGACUUCAUCACCCGAUGAUAUUUCUGCUCUUGUAGAUUCCUUCUUUUAUAAUAAUGGGCCAUCAAGAAUGACAGAAGGAAGAAAGGUAUUCUUGUUUCAAGUUUCUACAAUAAUUGGAACGUUUAUCUUCUUCUUGUUUUAUCACUUUUUAUAUCAAUUCAUAACUUCAGAGGAUGAAUCGACAAAAUCGAGUUUGUGUUGGUUAUUGUCAUAUUCACUUUCGAUAUGGUGUCAAUAUGAAUUGCAUUGUAGAAUAGUUUUUGGAAAGAGGUCAAAUUCUGAAUAUUGGCGAUCUUUGAUUAGAACUUAUUUUGUUUAUGGAAUUUCAAUGGUAUUUUCAACAAUUUUGAAUUACAUGUUAGUUGGAUAUUUCAAAGUGGGGCAUACUUAUGCUUGGAUUUUAUCAUUAAUUCUUGUUGGAAUUUUGAACUAUUUUACUGUGAGCAAAUUUGCAUUUGCUGACUCGGAAGAAACAUUGUAAUUUUAGAAAUUUAGAGAUUGUAUAUUUAAUAUUAAUAUAUUAAACUGUUGGAGAUUAUAAGCUU